Punica granatum (pomegranate) is the source of this 3234-nucleotide messenger RNA. NCBI's taxonomy places the organism in Eukaryota, Viridiplantae, Streptophyta, Magnoliopsida, Myrtales, Lythraceae. The record is from RefSeq and is a predicted model, not a curated record.
ACGCGCGCUUACAUUGAGCAAGGUGCAGGAUCAGACUGAACGACUGGUACUGCCUAUAAAAUCACUACUCCCGCAUUGGUAUGGUCAUCGUCCCGGAUUCAAGCUUGCAGCAUUGAUCAGAGUUUCCAUCGACCGAGAUGAAGAUGAAAGCUUGCAGUUGUGGUGCUGAUGAUGGCAAUCAUGUUGACGAGUAUGUGAAUGUUUGUAGUUGUCGUGCUGAUGAUGGUGAUCACGGCGAGUGUCUCUACGACUCGCAAUCCCGAUCACUUUUACUGUUCAUUUGAUUCUGACCCUUUAUUCUAUUCGAGCGACAGAUUCUUCCUUGUUCUUUUAUACGGAAAGAUAUGGCCCCUUGUGGCUCUUUUCCGUCUUUUUGCUUACGUUCCAAGAAAGGUCCCUUCCCUUUAUCGGCUAAGCGAUCUUUAUGAGAUAAACUCGAAAUCGAGAGGUCUGGAUGUCUUGUCCGGUGACAAUUUUACUCCUGCACCAGCAGUUGCUGAUCUCAGCUUGCCACCUGAACCCGACAACUCUCAUGCUCCGUCCUUUGGCACAUCGAGCGACGGACAAGCAACUGCUUCCGGUGUCCCUGAUAUCCCAUCUGGUCUCCCGUGUAGUGGUACAUCAAGCGCUGGAUUGGCUUCAACCACAGCAGCAUCAGCUUCCCUUUCCAGUGCCUCCGCCCCUGCUGUCCUAGCUGCUAGCCCUGAGUCCAGCGAACUGAGCACAGGUUGUGCAGCCGUUGCUGCCUUUUUUGCUGCCCGUGCUGUCCCAUCUGCCGGGCCCAAUUUCGGGCCACCAAGCUCGGAAUCACCUGAUUGGGGUCCUUGCCCCGUGCCAGAAUCUGGCUCUAGUUCUCUCUCAGGCAAUGCCUCAAGUAGUGGUCCUGGCAGUAGUAUAUUCGGCAGCAAAAUCCCUUCGUUCAGCUUCCCGGGCCCCAGCAGUGAUGCCGAUCAUAUAUUUACUACCAGCUUUCUACCAGAGAAAUCAACAUCGAACAUAUUCAAUGGUCAUCAGUGGCAGGUCACCGGCAGAAAGUUGCACCAUACCCCGACAGUAGAAACGCUUGAUCCGCUUUGUUAUAUUAUGUCAAUAUCAGCACUGCCUAGAGUCAGUCACCUGAGUGUGGAAAAAUUGAGAUGGGAAUAUUAUCAAGCACACAAAGAACUGAAGAAGAAUUUCUCUUAUGGUUCUGCUUUCAGCAACAACCCAAACAAUACCGCUCCAUUAUUCAGCUCGCCUGCUCCAUUGUUCCAGUCUGCAAUUAACCCGUUCAAUGGUGCAACUUCUAAUAUCACCAGCACUGCCCCGUCUAAAAGCAACACAGCCUUUAGGUCACAGGAAGAAGGUCAAGCACCAAACUCUGCAACACCCUCGCAGGCCCCAAAGGAAUUUGGUCCUUCCAGCGGCUCUUUCAGCAACCCCUGGAAAACCGGUCCUUUCGAGCGAAAUGCACCGAAAGAGAGAGACUAUUCAACUAGUCCUUCACCAUUGAACCCUUUCGAGCGAAACGCACCGAAAGAGAGAGACACUCCAACUGGUCCUUCACCAUUCAGCCCUUUCGAGCGAAAUGCACCGGAAGAGAGGGACUAUUCAACCAGUCGUUCACCAUUCAGCCCUUUCCAGCAAAAUGCACCAAAAGAGAGAGACUAUUCAACUGAUCCUUCACCAUUCAGCCCUUGCUCUUUUUUCAAGCCUACAACCGAAAGGAAGACACAGGAACCUCCAAUUUUCACCAGUAAAGAGACAUUUACUUCACCAUUCAGCUCGCCUUUUUCUCUCAAGCCUACAACAGAAAAGGAGACAUUUACUUCACCAUUCAGCUCGCCCUUUUCUUUCAAGCCUACAACAGAAAAGGAGGCACACGGACCUCCAAAUUCCACUGGAAAAGAGACAUUUACAUCACACUCGCAGAAAUGUGAACUAUGUGGAUGCAAGGCACCUGAGAAGAAGUGCAGUCUAUUCGAUAUACACGUGCCAUCAUCGACAAAUAUGCACGCCCCUGUUCAGCAAGGGGCACACCAAUGCACUUGGUCCAAGGUCACAGGCAACGAUGCACAGAGGGUCGACGAUUUCAGUACAGUGCCUCCAUAUGGCAUGCUUCUGAUGCUUCCAGUGAUUCCAAACUUCAAUGCUGCUGCUGUCACUGCUGCUCCUGUGGAUGCUGGUUCAGGAUCUGCUCCUGGAAAGUUUAUGUACCCCGGAGCAACUAUUCCCCCAUUUGGGGUUCCAUAUAAACCCGGAGGCAACUAUGCGCCAUGGGCUAAUGAUAUCGGCAGAAUGGCCCCAAAUGGCCUGCUUCCAUUCAUGCCAGUGAUGAUGCUCCCAGUGAUCUCGAACUUCAAUGUUGCUGUCAGUGCAGUUCCUUGUAAUACAGGUUCAAUAUCUAUUCCUGGCAGUUCUAUGCAUCCGGGAACAACUGUUACCCCAUCUGGGGGUCUUUUUGGAGCCGCAACAGCUUCCAGAGAGAACGAUAUGCCCUCCUCUAUUCCUGGCAGUUUUCCCACAUAUGGGGUUCGAAACAAUCUUUUUGGAGGAGCACCUGCUUCCAGAGAGAAUGAUAUGCCCUCCUUUGGAGCAGCAACAGAUUCCGUGCAUCCAGGAAUAACUGUUACCCCAUCUGGUGUUCCUUUUGGAGCAGCAACAGCUUCCAGAGAGAACGAUAUGCCUUCCUCUAUUCCUGGCAGUUUUCCCACAUUUGGGCUUCUAAACAAUCUUUUCGGAGGAGCAACAGCUUCCAGAGAGAAUGAUAUGCCCUCCCUUGGAGCAGCAACAGAUUCCAUGCAUCCAGGAAUAACUGUUACCCCAUCUAGUGUUCUUUUUGGAGCACCAACAGCUUCCAGAGAGAACGAUAUGCCCUCCUCUAUUCCUGGCAGUUUUCCCACAUUUGGGGUUUCAAACAAUCUUUUCGGAGGAGCAAUAGCUUCCACAGAGAAUAAUAUGCCCUCCUCAAACAUGCAUUCCACGGCAUAGGCUGUAGCUACUCUACUUUCUCAGUUGUCUGGUCGCAUUUUGGAUCUAAGGAUGCUAUGAGUCUGGAAAAAGUCCCGAUGAUUUCCAAGUGUCGAAAGCAGUUUCCCUGAUAAUUUCUGAUUUUGCUUCUUUCUGCAAAGAUUCCAAUCCUCUGAUGUACGAGUCAGAAAUGUUUGCUUAUGUUCCUAGUGCUGUAUGCAUCAGUUUUAGUUGUUGAAAACUUCAAUUGAUUCGAAAUAAAAGGGGACAUUUUUCUUGUUCAAA